Rhizophagus irregularis DAOM 181602=DAOM 197198 is the source of this 672-nucleotide messenger RNA. Lineage: Eukaryota; Fungi; Glomeromycota; Glomeromycetes; Glomerales; Glomeraceae. The record is from RefSeq and is a predicted model, not a curated record.
AUGAAACAGUUCCGAAAUUUAAAUAAAGAAGAGCUCCCAACUGGGAUUGAGUGUGGUGUCACCUAUAAAACAGAUAAUUUAACGCUUACUAUUAAUCCAUCAGCCUAUCUUAAUUACCUUCUUAAUACUUUUAUUUCUUUGGGUGGUACUACGCAACACGUUAGUUUAUCCCAUUUAAAUGAGUGUAUCGAAAGUGACACCGAUGUUGUAAUCAAUUGUUCAGGCAUUCAUGCUGGAACAUUAGGAUGUGUAGAAGAUCCCGAAGUUUACCCAGCAAGAGGUCAAACUGUAAUUGUACAAUUGCCUCAAGAAUACGUAAAUUGGGCUUUUUUCAGACAUUGUGCUGGAAGUAGUAAUACAUGGAGUGAUAAUAUGACAUAUGUGAUACCACGCGAAAAUGGAGAAGUAGUUCUAGGAGGGACUUUUGCUCAAAAUAUAUUUAAGUAUAAAUUAAAUUCAAAUUUUAGUUCAACAGAUGUUGAUGAUAACAUAGCUGAAGCAAUUAUUCAACGAUGUCUUGCUACUCCUUCUGAAAAGUUUGAUAAAAAAAUUCUCAUUUGUCAUAAUUAUGUUCAUGGAGGGUUUCAGUCAAGUUAUGGAACCGCUAAACACGUGAUCGAGAUUAUGGAAGAAAUGCUAGAAAAGCAAGAAAACGAGUCUAAUAAAUGUUGA